CAACUCCACCUUCAACUUCUCCUCCUCUCCCUCUCUAUCUCACGCUUUCUCUCUCAAAAAAUAUCAAUACAUAUAACACUUUCUCUCUCUAAAAAUUAGUUUCCUCUUCCUACAAUGGCAGUGGAUUCUGCUCUAUCAUCGCCACUGGGUCCUCCGGCAUGUGAGAAGGACGCGAAGGCGCUUCAGUUCAUCGAAGAAAUGACGAGAAACGCCGACUCAGUUCAAGAGAACGUGUUGGCGGAGAUACUGAGUCGGAACGCCCAGACCGAGUACCUCCAGCGAUUCCAACUCGGCGGGUCCACCGAUCGUGACACCUUCAAAUCCAAACUCCCCAUGAUUACCUACGAAGAUCUUCAACCCGAAAUUCAACGCAUCGCCAAUGGUGAUCGCACACCAAUCUUGUCAGCUCAUCCCAUCUCUGAAUUCUUAACUAGUUCUGGGACUUCAGCUGGUGAGAGAAAACUCAUGCCCACCAUCAAGGAAGAGUUGAAUCGUCGUCAGUUACUAUAUAGCCUUCUCAUGCCUGUAAUGAACCUCUAUGUACCGGGUUUGGAUAAAGGCAAAGGACUAUACUUCUUGUUUGUGAAGUCUGAAUCAAAGACACCGGGUGGGCUUUUGGCCCGACCCGUUCUCACCAGCUACUACAACAGUGACCACUUCAAGACCCGACCGUUCGACCCGUACAUGGUCUACACGAGUCCGAAUGAGGCAAUUCUCUGCCCCGACUCAUUCCAAAGCAUGUACACUCAGAUGCUAUGCGGUCUUUUGGAGCGCAAACAAGUCCUUCGGCUCGGUGCUGUGUUUGCCUCCGGGCUUCUCCGAGCCAUCCGGUUCCUCCAACUCAACUGGGCAGAGCUCACUCAUGACAUCCGAACCGGAACAUUGAACCCGAAGGUCACCAAGCCUACACUCCGGGAGUAUAUGGGUCAGAUCUUAAAACCCGACCCGGAACUCGCGGAGCUUGUCUCUGGAGAAUGCUCGGCGGACAAUUGGGACGGAAUUAUCCCCAGAAUUUGGCCUAACACGAAGUAUCUCGACGUGAUUGUCACCGGUGCAAUGGCCCAAUACAUUCCGACCCUCGAUUACUACAGUGGCGGGUUGCCCCUAGCUUGCACCAUGUACGCGUCAUCGGAAUGUUAUUUCGGAAUCAAUCUCAACCCGAUGUGCAAGCCUUCAGAAGUCUCAUAUACCAUCAUGCCAAACAUGGCAUACUUUGAGUUUCUCCCCCACGAGCCCAACUCGUCCGGGUUGACUCGUGACUCACCACCCAAACUCGUAGACAUGGUCGACGUGGAAGUCGGGAAAGAAUACGAGCUCGUGAUCACCACCUACGCCGGACUGUACCGAUACCGAGUCGGCGACAUCCUCCGAGUCACCGGGUUCCACAACUCAGCCCCGCAGUUCCACUUCGUGAGAAGAAAGAACGUGCUACUCAGCAUUGACUCGGACAAGACGGACGAGUCCGAGUUACAAAACGCGAUCGCCAACGCGUCCAAACUCCUACGUGAGUUCAACACCAGUGUGGUGGAGUACACGAGUUUUGCUGACACAAAGACGAUUCCGGGUCACUACGUGAUUUACUGGGAGUUGUUAGUGAAGGACUCGGCCAACUCGCCGAGUGAGAAGGUGCUGAAUCAGUGUUGUCUAGCAAUGGAAGAAUCGCUGAACUCAGUGUAUCGACAAGGCCGAGUCUCGGAUAACUCGAUUGGGCCUCUGGAGAUACGUGUGGUGAAGAGUGGAACCUUUGAGGAGCUUAUGGAUUAUGCAAUCUCGCGAGGGGCGUCUAUCAAUCAGUAUAAGGUGCCGAGGUGUGUUAACUUUACACCAAUCAUGGAGCUUCUUGAUUCAAGGGUGGUCUCGGCGCAUUUCAGCCCAUCAUUGCCACAUUGGACACCAGAACGACGUCGGUGACUAGUUAGGGACCGACCAUGCAAGUCAAUGAAAAAGUUUCUAUUCCUUGGUUUUUAUUUCUUCUUUCCUUUUCUUUUUUCUCCUUUGUGAUUACGUUUUUAAUUAAUUGUACUUAAAUUAGGAGUAAAAGCAGGGUUUGUAUGAUUCAAGUAAUCAACCAGUCAAUGGAUGUAGCAUUUCUGACGCA
Cornus florida is the source of this 2098-nucleotide messenger RNA. RefSeq names its product probable indole-3-acetic acid-amido synthetase GH3.1. The record is from RefSeq and is a predicted model, not a curated record. Gene Ontology annotation, cellular component: cytoplasm. NCBI's taxonomy places the organism in Eukaryota, Viridiplantae, Streptophyta, Magnoliopsida, Cornales, Cornaceae. The transcript is spliced from 3 exons. Gene Ontology annotation, molecular function: acid-amino acid ligase activity. Bases 115 to 1911 code for a protein of 598 amino acids.